AUUUUACUACGUUUUGUUGACGGUUAUUUUAGUUUUAUCGAUAAAGUGUUUUGUAGUUUUACAUGUUAAAAAAUGGAGGGCGCUUACAGUGACAAAUAUUCUUUUAUUGGGGAAUGGUACGAUAAUCAAGCUUGCCUUAUUCGCCGGUUCAAUGUUUUCUAUUAUCCUGUUGAUAAUACAUUAGAAAUGUACGAUUUAAAAAACCGGAAAACGUUUGUAAGGAGAGUAAAAGUUAACGGAAUCAAUUUGGAAAACUUUUACAUUGGGUGUACAUUGUCCAUAUUGGGACGAUUAAUUAAAAUUGUAGAUUUUGCUUGCGAAGAUACUAGAAAAUUAUUGCAUAAAGAUAUACAAGUUACCUUUGCAAUGAUCAAACCGAUGGCUACCAAUAUUGUGGGUAAGAUAAUAACGCAUCUAAAUGACCACGGUUUACGAAUAUCGAAAAUGAAGAAAGCCAGACUUUCUGCUGAAGAUAUACAUGUACUUUAUAGAUCUUUAGUUGGUGAUUCAACAUUUCCUUUUUUACUAGAACACCUCAGUGGACAGCUGGUGUAUGGUAUGGAGUUAGUGGGAAAGGAAGCAGUAUCACAUUGUAUUAAAAUUCUGGGAGAUAGAGAUCCACUAAAAGCUGAGCCCGGCACAAUAAGAGCUUUGUAUGGAACUGAUUCUGUUAGAAAUUGUGUUCAUGCAGCUUCAAACCCUGAAGGUGCAUUACAAGAUAUAGAGUAUUUUUUCCCUCCCCCGCCAAUACGUGCCACACGUCUGCGUCUUACAGCUACAUUAUCAAACUGUACACUUUGCAUAGUAAAACCUCAUGCAGUCAGAGAAGGGAAAUUAGGCACUGCUUUAGAAAUUAUCGACGAAGGAGGUUUUGAUGUUACAGCUUUAAAUAUGUUCAUAGUAGAGAUGGAUAAUGCUGCUGAAUUUUACGAAGUGUACAAGGGUAUUGUACAAGAGUAUAAGGGUAUGGUUGAAGAGUUAGCAAGUGGUCCUUGUGUUGCUAUGGAAAUAGUGGCCAAAGAUAAGAGUGUGGUUACCGCUGUAGAAUUCAGAAAACUUGUUGGUCCUGCAGAUCCUGAAAUAGCAAGAUUAUUACGUCCUCACACAUUGAGAGCUAAAUUAGGGAAAACGAAAGUACAGAAUGCGAUUCAUUGUAGUGAUUUGGAUGUGGACGGUUUACUAGAAGUGGAAUACUUCUUCAAAAUUCUAGAUCUUUAAAUUAAGGCUGACUACUUAAUUAGGUUUUUUUUUAUUUGCUUUA
This is a messenger RNA of Papilio machaon (common yellow swallowtail), 1261 nucleotides long. It is a transcript of the gene nmdyn-D7, whose product is annotated as nucleoside diphosphate kinase 7. Gene Ontology annotation, biological process: GTP biosynthetic process; UTP biosynthetic process; CTP biosynthetic process. The record is from RefSeq and is a predicted model, not a curated record. Gene Ontology annotation, molecular function: nucleoside diphosphate kinase activity. The transcript has 7 exons. Lineage: Eukaryota; Metazoa; Arthropoda; Insecta; Lepidoptera; Papilionidae. Gene Ontology annotation, cellular component: centrosome. Bases 73 to 1218 code for a protein of 381 amino acids.